Messenger RNA from Aphis gossypii (cotton aphid), 1836 nucleotides. Its product is annotated as zinc finger MYM-type protein 1-like. The transcript has 3 exons. The record is from RefSeq and is a predicted model, not a curated record. NCBI's taxonomy places the organism in Eukaryota, Metazoa, Arthropoda, Insecta, Hemiptera, Aphididae. Bases 1 to 1836 code for a protein of 611 amino acids.
AUGGUGUGGCGUAAGGCCGACUCACGUAACCGAUAUGCAGUACGCCUGGGUGGGUAUGGAGAUGACGAUGAACUUGACGCAGAUGACGACGAUUAUAUGCUGACGUUUACUCAUGGUGGAUAUUGCGAUUGGAAAAAUGCUGUAACAUGUUUGGUAGAACACGAAAUUUCUAAAAACCACCUGAAUUCUGUUAUUAAUUUAGCUGCAUGGUCUAGAGAAGUGGGACGUAUUGAUCAAAAACUGACAAAACAAGCAGACGACGAAGCAAAAUCCUGGGGAGAAGUUCUCAGGAGAUUGAUAAGUGUGAUAGUUUUUAUUAGUGAAAGGGGCUUAGCAUUUAGAGGUGAAAACGAAACUUUUGGGUCUCCAAAAAAUGGUAACUACCUAGGAAUAUUGGAGCUUAUUGCAGAGUAUGACCAUUUUUUAAAUGACCGCAUAACAAAAAAUGGAAACCAAGGAAGUGGCCACACAAACUACUUAUCAUCGAAGAUUUGCGAGGAAAUAGUGCAACUAAUCGGCAAAAAAGUUUUCAAUGAAGUUAUUUCUCGAAUCAAACACUCAAAGUACUAUUCUAUAUCAUUGGACUCAACUCCAGACGAAGGUCACGUUGAUCAACUUACUUUGAUUUUCAGGUAUUUAGAAGAAAACAUUCCUGUUGAAAGAUUUGUGACAUUUAUGCCUAACCAAGGCCACAAAGCAAAGGAUAUGUUUAAAGGCUUGAAAACAUUUUUGAAAGAAAAUGACUUGGACAUAAAGAACUGUCGUGGUGAGUCAUACGACAAUCCUUCUUCAAUGAGUGGAAAGUAUAAUGGCCUUCAAGCUUUAGUACUUGCAGAAAAUAACUUGGCAUUAUGGGUACCUUGUGCAGGACACUCAAUCAAUCUCGUAGUGCAAGCUGCUGCUGAGUGCUGUUUGACUGCUGUGAGCUUUUUCGACUUUUUAGAAGAACUUUAUGUAUAUUUCACUGCAUCGACCAACAGGUAUAAAGUUCUUACAAGUUGUUUAAAAGGAGCAGAAACUGAAAACCCUUUUCUUAUACCAAAAAGAACAAAAACAACACUUUGGUCAUGCAGAGCAGAUGCUACAAAAGCCUUCUUACGUGGAUAUAAAGAAAUAAAAAAAGCACUUUUAGAAAUUUCUGAGAAUAAAGAAGAAUUGGGAAAAUCGCGUAUUGUUGCUUUAAGUUUAUACAACAAAAUGUUAAAGAUACAGACAGGUCUCUAUGCGAUAUUUUGGAAUGAUAUCUUGGGACAAGUAAACAAAACUAGUGAAACUAUACAGAAUCCUAGAUUAGAUGUGAACACAGCUGUUUUAGCAAUGAAAUCGCUAAGAACCUUCAUAGGAAAAAAACGAGAUAGCUUUGAAGAAUAUGUUGUGAAAGUUGCAGAUUUGGAUGAUGCUGUUGAGUACGACAGUGAAACACAGCGUAAGCGUAAAAUAAAUGUGCGUUUGUCCCCUCUUGACAGUGUCCAAACACCAGAAAUUGAGAUGAGCUCUUCAAACAAAUUUCGAAUUCAGAGUUUUUUUCCUGUAAUAUAUCAACUUGAAUCUUCAUUGCAACAAAGGCUUGAGGCAUAUGAACUAGUUGAUAAUCGUUUUGGGUUUUUUUCUUUAAGAAUGUACCUGUCACUUAUGGUCACUAACAGCAGUGGAGAAAGAUCUUUUUCAAAAUUAAAGUUGAUCAAAAACCGUCUACGAACAUCCAUGACCGUAGAAAGGCUCAACACGUUAGCUCUACUUAGCAUUGAGAGUGACAUUUUAAGGCAAAUAAAUUAUGAAGAUAUUAUAAGUGAUUUCAUUAAUACAAAGUUAAGACGUAAACUGAUUAAAGUUUAG